GUGUGUGUGUGUGUGUGUUGUGUACCGCUGUCACAGUGUCCAGCCACCCUAGACGCCCAACCCUGUCUGUCUGUCUAUCUGAUCAUCCCCCCAACUAGCCCCCUCCCUGCCCCCAAGCGUCCUCCACCGUUACGCCGACCAGCUGGCGAAGGUCGGCCGGCUCCUCACGCAUCUCCUGCACACAAAUACGGCAUCGCCAUCGUGUCCAUGGUCAUCCCUCGGGCCUUGGCGACCUUGUGGAUGUGCUGGACGUGCCGGAUGACGUGGGGGUACGUCCGUACCGACUGCACAGACACAGAUGACUGCACCGACAGACACCACACACGGAGGAAAAGCUAUAUGUGGAUCAUGUGGAUGUGUGUGGGAGUGCACGCUUGCUUUCGAUGUCUCACCAUCCACCGCCAAAGAGAAGCGUAGAUCGCCAGGUCAACGACGGUCAUCGACGGGGGGCACACAUCGACCAUGUACGUCUUGUUCCUCAGGUGCCGCUCGAUCAACUGCAAUGGAUGGAUGGAUGGAGGACACAUGUAUACACACACACACACACAAACAGAGAGAGAGAGAGAGAGAUUGAUGGCAUGUACUCUGAAUGGAUGGCUUCUCUCUCGUGUACAUACGAUCGAUGUAUGGACGCACCUUGACGUCUGUCGUCUCGCUGAUGUCGAAGUCCCUGCUGGCGAUGAACAGCAGCCAGCGCUUGACGUCAACCUGAAUGCAUCCAUCCAUCCAAACCCACCCACUCAGUCCAUCACUUCUUUCUGUGCUGUUGUGUGUUGUGUUUGGUCUAUCUACGUUGCGGCGGCCGUAGCCUAAUAGCGGGUCCCUCCCGGAACGCAGCUCCGCCAGCUGCGUCAGCACGUCUGCUGGUCGCCCGUCGAUCACCAUGUGGCCUCGGAGCAGGUCUGGGAGCUGCACGCACACACGCACAGACACAUACAUACAUACAUACAUACAUGCACCCUCACUUGACCCUCUUACGCAUACACACGACAGUCCAUAUGAUACGUACCUGCAGGCCGCGCCCUCUCAGGUACGACUCGAGCUCUUAAUGACUACUCGGCCGGUCUCCACCAGCCCGGGCAGCCAGGCAGGCCGGGCAAGUGUCGUCUACGAGCAGCCAUGGCGAUUCGAUGAAGCAACUCGGAUGCGGUGCCGAUGAGCACCGCCUCCAUCACCAUGCAUAAGCGUCGACAUCGACAACAGCCCCAGACUCAGCACCUCGGUCACUUCACACACCUCUGACACAACCAAACAACCAACCAAUACCAGCCAAUGAAUGAAUGAAUGAAUCAGCCAACAAACAAUACGGAGAAGUCUCCCUGCUCUCCCGUCCCUCUCUCUCUCUGUGUGUGUGUGUGUGUGUCUGUCUGUCGGUGAGGCUGCGUCCUGAUGGGCGAGUGGUGGGUGUCAAGGACCGCGUGUCAUUAACUCCUCACUCUCGUCGGAAUAUAAAAUGUAGCCAGCGAUGAGCACCGACAAGCUCUCGAAUCUCGGACAUCUCCUCACGAGUCCCCUGCACACACACACACACACACACACAUCCUCCCUCUGGUCGGUUGAACUUUUGACUCGGUUCAUGCAUCGGGCUCCUUCUACAGACGUCUACGUCUCGUGACGCUGCUGACUUGCUGACUGUCUUGGCUGCAUUUCUCUUGUGGCUUUACCUUGCGUCAGUUUCGCCGUCCGUUGGACACAAGGGCGCCUUUGCGCCAGGUAUUGGACGGUAAGGUUCCCUUGGGGAGAGGCCUCCUGGCCUCGCCACAAGGGAACGCCAUCUCGCUCUCGCCACGAGCAUAUGUGCGUGUACCGUGAGGGCGAGAGCUUGCUGCGCGCUCGCAGUACUGAGCCGCUGCAUGAAGGAGAGGAAAGAAAGUGAGACAGAAGGACGUGUCUUGGACAAGGUCUCAGAGCGAUCUUACCUCACUGCUUUCAGAGAGAAGGCUGGCCAAUUCACCGAAAUCCGCACGGACAGAAGCCUCAAACCGCCGAACGUGGGACAUCUCCUCUCGAACCUCCUGCAUACACACAUAGACACACACACAUAGACACACACACACAUACACACAUCCAUCUGCAGGCACUGAGGGCACUUGUGUGGGUUAAUACUGUUACGAUCAGUCACACGAUCAAUGAGCUUCUCCUUGAUCCAUUCACCACUGCGCCGCCUUGCCAGAUAUUCAAUGGCUUUUUCCACCGACCACCUAUACCUGCAAGUCACGCAUACACAUAUGUGUGUGGGCAGUGCAGACACCAUAGACAAUGUGUGCGUUGUACUUUUCAUGAGGAUCGCGCAUGUGAAUGACCACUGCAUAGCGAGGUGGGGGAUGGUGGGCCUUCAGCGUGUCGAUCACGGCCUUGAACACCGUGCAAUGACAAAGACAGGGCUGUCCCUUCAUUUCCACUGACGUCGGGAUAUGAAAUGUAGCAAGCGAUAUAACACUCCUGGUGGGCAACACCUGACGCCACGCCAAAGAGCAAGGGAACGAACGCAUGUGUGUGUGUCCACGUGUGUGUGUGUGUGACCCGACUGCACCACGUCUCACCGCCUGGCGUUGCAGCGGCGAUGUCGUGGAUGAGUUGGUGGAGCUUGGCGGUCUUGGCCUCGGCCCCCAAGUCAGCGUCCUUGAUGGCGUCUGCCGCACGCCGGUAUAGGAGCUGCAU
This is a messenger RNA of Vitrella brassicaformis, 2661 nucleotides long. NCBI's taxonomy places the organism in Eukaryota, Vitrellaceae. The record is from the annotation of a GenBank genome assembly.